UAUGGCAACAACGGUCGUCUGAUCUUCCAGCACUCCCGGAGUUGCAGCUGCAAUCACAACAUCUGAUAUAUUUUUUCCAGACCUUGUAAGACUUUACAUGAAGCGACAGCCUAGGAGCAGCAUUCGCGGAGGUGAUGUUGCUCUCUGGAAUGUGACAUCAGAUGAGGAGGCCGCUAACGAGUGUGUAGAGCCGGAAUGGACUUCUUCAUUGGGAGACAGACCACUCAGGAAACAUUUCUUUUAUGUUGGAACCCCUAAGAGAAUCCAGCAGAUAACGGAGGAAGAGAGAUUUUUUCAGAAAGAUGAAAUCCAAGUUCCAUCAGGUCAGUCGUGUUCGUUGUCAGCUGGAUCCACUCUUCAACGAUGUCGAGACCAGCGACUAUUCUUCACGUCACCUGUAAAGCUGUGGCAGAAGGACAAGGAGGACCCCGGAAAGGACAACCCAAACACAGUAUGCUCAAGGACCACCACACAGGGAGACGCGAUGCAGCUGGACAAGAUAUUUCAAAUUGAGAACAAUGUGCGGCCUUUCCACCAGACCGCUUUACCUAGAAACAGCUUCCUGACGAAACCCGACCAUUACUCCAGACAUCGGGGAAUGAGAGGUUAUCCAUCAGUUUCAAACAACAUCAACACAAUGCACAAAAUAAACGAUGGUGCUUCCAAUAAGAGAUGGCCUCCGAAAGCGCUGACGACCCAGCCACAGCCGUGUCUCAGCAGGGGCUCAGAAGACGCGUCCCAGCCAUAGAUUAUUCCUCUUCGCUUUGUGAUACGUACCGUAUGCGCUUCUGCUGCCAGAUGUGUUUGUUUAGACAACACCUUGCAUGGUAUUUCUGUGUAGUGCUUACAAUGCAGCUGAACGUAUUGUAGGGAAUGAUAUAACUUCAUUUUAAAAAUAAAUUUAUACUAGUGCAGUCUCUCCAAA
Molecule: messenger RNA, 925 nt
Organism: Pseudophryne corroboree (corroboree frog)
Lineage: Eukaryota; Metazoa; Chordata; Amphibia; Anura; Myobatrachidae
Exons: 7
Coding region: 98-748 (216 amino acids)
Cellular component (GO): ciliary base
Source: RefSeq, a predicted model, not a curated record